AUGUCAUUCCCUGUGGAUAUGUUGAACAGCUACAGUCAUGCCACCUUGGAAAACUCAGCAGAAGAGUACUUGUCUGUCCUUCGGAGUGCAAAUCCAAACCAUCUGGAAUCCUUUUCUCUGCCAGACCACAGAAAAAUUCCUAUUAGCUUGUCGACUGUGAGCUUCGUUCCUCUUUAUGGUCAGGAGCAGACACACAGAGUUCUUGCUUUGUUUGCACCAGGAGACUCUCUCACAGCUGUAGCCCUGUAUCUUGCUGACCAGUGGUGGUCGAUUGAUGACAUUCUGAGAACAUCUGUCCCUACUAGACAGGGGCUUCUUCAGGUGAAUUCCAUUGGAGAGAGGGUUGUUCUCUAUGUUCUGAAUCGAAUUAUCUAUCGGACACAAGAAAUGGAAACAAAUGAGAUGCCAUUUCUCUGUCAUGAUAGCAAAGCCUAUGCUAAGAUCAUGUGGAAAAAAGGAGAGGCCGUUGGGUUCUAUUCUGUUAAACCUACAGGAAGUGUUUGUAACACAUUUAGUAGUCAGAAUUAUAAGCUGCCAGUGUUAGACACAAUGUUUGUAAGAAAGAAACAUCGUGAGAAAGACUCUGGACUAAUAAUAUUGGAAGACUUUGUGGAUUCCUUUUCAGAAGGCGCGCUCGGCCUGCGAUACCCGCUGUCGUCCUUCAUGUACACAGCUUGUAAGCAGUAUGUUGAGAAGUACCCUAGGGAUCAGAACCUUUUGUGGCAAGUGGAGGGAUCAGGAUGUUGGUUCCAGAGAAAAUCUAUUAUGUCUGUAUUGCAAGAGGAAAAGCCCAAACCUGCAGGAGAGGCAUCAAAGAAAGAAGGUAAGAGUGUCCAAGCAAGGGUUCGUUUUCAGGAGCCUCUAGUAGUAUCUGAAGCAAGUGGACAGAAGACCGAGAUAAAAACACAGCUAAGU
This is a messenger RNA of Pterocles gutturalis (yellow-throated sandgrouse), 915 nucleotides long. RefSeq names its product soluble lamin-associated protein of 75 kDa-like. The transcript has 7 exons. The record is from RefSeq and is a predicted model, not a curated record. The annotation marks the transcript as partial. NCBI's taxonomy places the organism in Eukaryota, Metazoa, Chordata, Aves, Pterocliformes, Pteroclidae.